This is a messenger RNA of Hemibagrus wyckioides, 9974 nucleotides long. Its product is annotated as mediator of RNA polymerase II transcription subunit 13-like. Gene Ontology annotation, molecular function: transcription coregulator activity. Gene Ontology annotation, cellular component: mediator complex. NCBI's taxonomy places the organism in Eukaryota, Metazoa, Chordata, Actinopteri, Siluriformes, Bagridae. The record is from RefSeq and is a predicted model, not a curated record. The coding region runs from base 1318 to 7626 and encodes 2102 amino acids. The transcript is spliced from 31 exons. Gene Ontology annotation, biological process: regulation of transcription by RNA polymerase II.
AGCCAUGGAGGGAAAAUGUGUGAUAAAAAUCUGAUAUGAUCUGAAACAAAGCAAGUUGAGAAAAUCUGAGAGAGAGAGAGAGAGAGAGAGAGAGAGAGAGAGAGAGAGGACGUUUCGUAAUGAUCUAACAGAAAAAGGAAGGAAGAUUUUUUUUCUGCUGUUAUGCUCUGUUCCUGGUGGCGCUGACAACUUUUUUUCGUUUGAGGAAGAAUUGUGUUGUUGUUGUUGUUCUUCUUCUUCUUGUCUUGUUGCUUGAUCGUGCAUCCUCAAGCUGAACAUCGUGACUGAUCGGAGAGAGGGUCAGGCUUUAUUUUUAGCCCUGCAGUGUGUUGCUACAAAGUGAAACGGGGAUUUGGACAUUCCUUCCCUCUCUCUCUCUCUCUCUCUCUCUCUCUCUCUUCUGUGUAUGUAUGCGUUUGUGUGUGUGUGUGUGUGUUUGUCGGGACCGGAACGGUGUCCGUGCUGGAGAAGAAGAAGGCGAUGCAAUUCUAGGCUAUAAAUAGAACACGCAAAAAAAAAAUCUUGGAAAAAAACCCUCACAACUGCUGCACGGUUUUUUUUUCUUUCCGUGUCCGUGUCUCGCGCGGAAUGCCGUGGAUCUCGGUAGCUCUCUCUCUCUCUCGCGCGCGCUCUCUCUCUCUCUCACGCACACACACACACACACACUCUCUCUCUCUCUCGCGCUCUGUUUAUUGUUCCUAACCGAGACAGCUCAAUAAAACGUGUCACUGGGAUUAUGGGAAACUUCUGCGACUUGGCGAUGGUCAAUAUUUAGACAAUUGGAUGGAUUUUGUGCUUGGAAAAUACGCCGUAGUGGAUUACAGCAGCGUGAGAUUACUCGUCUUUUUAUGAUUAAAACAAUCAAGCGGGAAGAAGAAGAAGACGAAGAAGAAGAAGAAGAAGAAAGGAGGAAAAGGAAAGAAGAAAAAAAGAAAAUCUGGCAUGGACACGACUCGUCGUGUCUCCUGGUUCGGGUUAAAAAACCACGGCUACACGCCACAUCGCGAGCGACAAUGAUUCGGUUUCAGAGUGUAAAACGGCCCGGUCUUUACGGACAUAUCUGGAUCGGCGAAACAAAGAAUCGAUUUGCAUGAGGACAGGAUUCUCCGUUACACACACACACACACACACACACCUUCAUCACGCCUUUUCUCGAAAACAAUAAUUCAUCCUUACACAGGGAUCCUGCGUUUGCAUUUUCUUGCUUUCUUUCUUUUUUUAAUACGGAACCGUUUUCGCACCGUGGGCUCGAUCCUAAUACAGAUCGAUCGAGGAUUUCGACAUGCCCUACACUGAGGAAGCCAUCGGCGGACCACUAUGACUACAGCGGCGAAUUGGGUGGCGAACGGGGCAAGCCUCGAAGACUGCCAUUCCAACCUUUUCUCUCUGGCGGAGUUGACGGGCAUCAAAUGGCGCUGCUACAACUUCCGCGGCGGCGGCGAAUACGGACCCGUGAUCUCAGCUCCGGCACAGGACGACCCAGUGCUGUGCAGCUUUACACGCUGCGUACAGGCCAACCUGCUGUGUGUUUGGCGACGCAAACUCAAACCGGACGCCAAGGAGCUCUGGAUCUUCUGGUGGGGCGACGAACCCAACUUGAGUGACAUCAUACACCAUGAGCUCGAAGUGGUAGAAGAGGGACUGUGGGAAUGUGGGCUUUCCUACGAGUGCAGGACACUCCUCUUCAAGGCUGUUCACAACCUACUGGAACGGUGCCUCAUGGACAAGGACUUUGUGCGCAUCGGGAAGUGGUUCGUCAAGCCUUACGAGCUCGAAGAGAAGCACCUGGGCGCCAGCAGCAGUGAGCACCUCUCGUGCUCCUUCUCCUUCUUCCUGCAUGGUGAGAGUAACGUGUGCACCAGCGUGGAGAUCUCGCAGCACCAGCCUGUCUACCACAUCACCGAGGAGCAUGUUCGCCUGGCCCAGACCUCCAGCAGUCCCAUACAGGUGAUCCUGAGUCCGUACGGAUUGGGCGGCACUCUGACGGGCCAGGUGUUUAAGAUGAGCGAUCCGGCGGUACGGAAGCUGAUGGAAGAGUGGAGCUACUUCUACCCCAUGGUGUUGAAACACAGCAGGGGCGAGCAAGACAGCGAUCUCAGCUACGACCCCCACAGCCAUGUCGCUCUGGAGGUCAUCGUGGGCGGUGUGAGGAUGAUCUACCCAGCAGCCUUUGUGCUCAUUGCCCAAGCUGAUCUGCCUGUGGAACAGCCUCCUCCUGCCCAAGGAGCUCAAAGUGGCACUAGAGACUCAUCAAACUGCGGCAUUCCCCUCACCCCUCCUACAUCCCCAGAGCAGCCCUGCUCCGGUGACAGCGGCUUUCAGACCGCAGUCUCUAGCGUGAGCAGUCAAGAGAGCGGAGCCACACACAGCCCCAAGCAUUUGGAGAAAAAGCUGAGUAAUCAGAUGGUCCAUCAAGCAUGGAAGGAAUGCUACAUGAACCAAUUACAGCGCAAAUGCAAUCUGUCGAACGGUAUGGUGCCAAAGAAGGACGUAACAAGCGAGGUGGCAGUGUGGGACUUCACUGACCCGGGGGAAAGAGCGCCAUGCAGCUGUAACAGGUUGAGGCAGCAGCCAAAGCAGCAGCAGCAAGCAAAUGGCUUCCCUGCCAAUUCCCAGCCCAGUACCAACCCAUCUUCCUCUUCCAGUUCUUCCUCCUUAUCCUCCUCUUUACCUCCACCCUCGACACCUAAAAGCAAGACUGCUGACAAAGCAGACAAGUCUGACAAGGUGCCCAAACGGGCAGCCAUAACCCCUUUCCACCAUCGCCUCUCUGUAGACCAGCAGCCAUGCCCAGAGCAGGACGCACCUCCCGGACCUCAGCUGGUACUCGCGGCCUUGGACAAUUCUCUGGAUAACUUGCCUGGCUGCAAGUACCCUAAGCCCAUGUUCACUGGCAGAAAAGGUCCAGAAUCUCUCCUCCAUUCUCCAGUAUCACCACUACCACCUACACUAAGUCCACAUCCUAGGGUGCAGGACCCUGAGGUUAUGGAGGCACCCAUGGAUGUUUCCCAAUGCCUAGAGGGCAGUUCCAUGCCUACAGCCCCGGAAAUGAGUGACACCGCUCUGUAUACAGCCUCUCUAGUACCCAGAGAAGCCAGUGGAGGCUGGUGGAAGAGUUACAGGACUCCCACAGCAGACAUAGCAGAGUACAAGCCACCAGAGUUGCCCUAUGAUAUGGUGGAGAUCAAAGCUGAGGGUGAAGGAACUGCCUUGAAGAGUUUUUUUGCACAGACGCACAAGAGGUUUAAGAUCUCAGAAGAGAGGCUUCAGGAGCACAUGAGCACUCUGGGGUUCCUGCAGCAGCCGGGAGUUGAAGGGCUUGGGGAAACUGGUGAAGAUCCCUACGACUUCAAGGAAGGAGACAUCGAGUACAGCUUCCCCACCUCCAAAAGACUGAAGAGUCGAGAUCCCAAUCGGAAAUCAAAGGGAGAGGAGGUCAAUGGCAACAGCACGGUCCCUGAAGGGAAAGACGCCAUGUCCAUUUUCAGCUCUGCUCCUAAAUUUGCAGAGGAAUUGGCUCAGGACGAGUCUGGGGGAAAGGCCAACCCGCCUCUGACCAGAGAGAAAGAUCUGAUAGUGCUCAUAUCUGACUUGGAAAACAUCUUUGGGGAGGAGGAAGAUGAUCUUGGGACCACUUUUCCUAAUCAUCAGCAGCCAUCCAAGACUGUGAUGCCAGGAACUGAAGAGCGCCCCCUGGGGAUUGAUGGGAGAGUAGCAGUACCAUAUCCCUCAACAGUAGCAGAGCUUCAGCGGAUGUUCCCCACUCCUCCAUCUCUGGAGCAGCACCCAGCAUUCUCCCCAAUCACAACCUACCGAGACACCCCAAGCCAGGAAACCCCAGCACCCUCAGCGGGACAUGAGCAUCCCCUUAACACGCACACUAACAACCAACUUAGUGACUUCAGGUCUGAGAUGGACGAGAGUGUAACAAGCCCCAAAUCAGAGGAUAUACGGCCACAGGUGGGAUGUUCCAUGUUUGCUCCCCUCCGGACGUUACCCAGCCAGUGUCUUCCCCCGCUGAAGAUCCCUGAGCAGUGCUACUACAGACCCUCAUGGUCCAUGCUUCCUAAGAUGGAGCCCUACUGCCUCCCGAGCCAGGCUCCAUUUGUACCACAUGGCUAUGUUAAUGUUCCAAGCAUUGGCACGCUGCAGGACCAAGACUAUGCCCAGAUGAGCACUGGUACCGCGUCUGUUGGCACAGCAGGUGGUGUCCUGCCUUCACCGGCGACACCCCGUUUCUCCGUACCCACCCCACGCACACCGCGCACCCCACGUGGUGUAGGCACUGCCAGCGGACAGGGCUCCAUCAAGCAGGACGGUACAGAGCUGAGCUCGCCCAUUUCCACACCCUCCACCGGCCUACCCCUGAGCUCAGUGGAGCCGCUGGCGUCAGGGCCGGUCUUGCCUGAAGCGCACAGCCUCUACGUCAUCUUACUCCUCUCUGAUUCUGUCCUGGAUGUAUUUAAGGACCGCAGCUUUGACAGCUGCUGCAUCUGCGCUUGCAAUAUGAACGUGAAGGGUGCUGAUGUGGGAAUUUAUAUCCCUGACUCCACUCGUGAGGAUCAGUAUCGCUGUAUGUGUGGCUUCAGUGCCAUCGCUAACCGACGUCUGGCGCACGGUGCCGGACUCUUCCUUGAGGACGAGCUGGACAUCUUUGGGCGUGGCUCAGAAGCUGGACGGGCAGCUGAGAGAAGGCUGGCGCUGGGCAGGAGGGACACACCUACUGGUGGGAGGCGUGCCCAGGAGCAGACACCAAUGAAGGUGUUAGAACUGAUUCAGGAGCAGUGUUCCCAGCCUAUCUUGUCUGUGGCAUCACUGCAUAGUCCUGCUGCUUGUUCUUGCCGUAGCAGGCAGAGGGCGCUGUUACAGAGCUGGGUGGCCGACCGGCUGUGGGCGGACAGUAGCGAUGCAUGUGUGGAGUGUUACAACGCUCUAGUGCAGGGGCUGCAGUACGUGGACAAUGCAGCUGGUGGGAAGGUGGAGCAGGCUUUAGUGAGGAGCAGUGCACUUCACUCCUGGCCUCACACGAAUGUGUUGGAUAUCAGCAUGCUGUCCUCUCAGGACGUAGUACGCAUGCUGCUAUCUCUGCAGCCCUUCCUGCAAGAUGCCAUUCAGAAGAAACGCACUGGCCGGACCUGGGAAAACAUACAGCAUGUGCAGGGCCCACUCACAUGGCAGCAGUUCCACAAAAUGGCUGGACGAGGUUCCUACGGUUCAGAGGAAUCUCCAGAGCCACUCCCCAUUCCCACACUGCUAUUGGGGUAUGACCGAGACUUCCUGGCCCUGUCCCCUCUGGCUCUGCCCUUUUGGGAGAAGUUACUUUUGGAGCCUUACGGAGGUCAGAGAGAUGUUGCUUUCCUGGUCCUCUGCCCUGAUAAUGAGAUCCUGCUUGCUGGAGCCAGAACCUUUUUUCAGGAGCUCAGUGCUGUCUAUGAGUCAUGUCGGUUGGGUAAGCACCAUCCGUUGGCUCGGAUGAUCAGAGAUGGCAUAGUACCAGUGGGAACUAUGGACUCUGCGAAGCCGGAGGAGAACGGAGGAGAGGUGGAUGAGUGGAUGACAGGGCCAUGGGCAGGUCAAUACAGAGAGGAUCACUUAAGCAAACUCAAGCUCUAUGCCCAAACAUGCAAGCAGAAAUUAGCUCCACAGCUCUCAACUCUGUCAUUAGACAGCAGUCUUCUCCUGCCCCCGAAGCCUCAAUCUAGCUCAGCUCCUGCCCCUUCCACCCAGCUGAACCCCAGCACCGGAGCCCCUGAAGGCGAAACAUCCACAUCAGCAGCAGCACCAACAUCAGCAGCAGGAGUCCCUGGAUCAGCAAACACGCCCACACCCACAAGUACCAGCACAGGUCAGGCCAGCACAGAAGGUGCAGAUACACAGAGUGUCCCUAACACAACACCAAACCAGCAGAGCCAUCCAACAGAGAAUGCUGAGAGCUUGGCAGAGCGAGAGCGAAUCGGCAUUCCCACAGCAGCACAGUCUGCAGAUAGCCACGCCUACCCUCCAGCCAUAGUUCUGUACCUGGUGGACCCCUUUUUGUGCUCUGGCUCAGGGGUGGGGUCAGGGGAGGAAGAGGAAGCAGAAGAGGUGGAGUCGCGCAGCAUGUGGUUGCUGGCGCUUCUGCGCUGCUACACGGAUAUGCUGAGCUCACUGCCAGAGAACAUACAGUCAGCGCUGGUGCUACAGGUGGUGCCAUGUCAGUACCUGUUACAGCCGGCCAGUGGUGAGAGUCCUCUGUACCUGCAGCACCUGCGCUCUCUGGCUUUUUCUGCCCACUCACAGUGCAGACGGCGGCUUCCUACUCAGACGCACAUCAAAUCCCUCACAGGUUUUGGUCCGGCUGCCACCAUUGGCUCUUUGUUCAAGAGCGUGGAGAACCCCAGCUCCAUGCAAGUAUACUCUCCUCCGUUUGUCCUGGCCCCCUUGCGCACUAAGCAACCGGACGUAGGAGAGGAAGCUACCACCCGCUACAACGUGCUCUUUGUGGGGUACUGCCUGUCGCAUGACCAGCGCUGGAUCCUUGUUUCUUGCACUGAUCAGCAGGGGGAGCUCCUAGAGACCUGCAUCAUCAACAUUGAUGUACCAAACAGGUCUCGCCGUCCCAAGUUCUCCCCACGCAAAAUCGGCCUGCAGAAACUGUGGGAGUGGUGCAUUGGUAUCAUCCAAAUGACAGCAAUACCUUGGAGGAUUGUGAUCGGGCGCUUGGGUCGAUUAGGUCACGGCGAGCUGAAAGACUGGAGCCUGCUGCUGGGCGAACACUCUCUGCACUCGAUUAGCAGGCAGCUGCGUGAGGCGUGUCGCAUGUGUGGAAUUUCAGCCGCUGAUUCGCCAUCCAUUCUCAGUGCCUGCCUGGUCUCCAUGGAGCCCCAGGGGUCCUUUGUGGUCAUGCCAGAUGCUGUCACUAUGGGUUCAGUGUUUGGUCGCAGCACUGCUCUCAACCUGCAGACGUCUCAGCUCAACACCCCACAGGAUGCUUCCUGCACCCACAUCCUGGUCUUUCCUACUUCCUCCACUACGCAAGUGGCCCCUAGUUCCUACCCUACUGAGGACAACCCAGAUGAUAUAUUUGGCCUGCCGUUCACGGACGACCUGGAGAAAGACAUUGAGCAUGAUAUGAUGCUGAUCACCGGAAACCUUCACGCUUCCCCUAACACCUCGCCUGUGCCUUCCCCUGGCUCCCCCUGUGGUCUGGGGGUGGGCUCCCACUUCCCUCACACUCGGAGUCAGGGUGAGCGGUUGUUGUCCCGUGAGGCUCCUGAAGAGCUGAAGCAGCAGCCACUGGCUUUAGGCUAUUACGUCUCCACUGCUCAGGCAGAAGGACUGCCUCACUGGUUCUGGGCCUCGUGUCCUCAAGCGCAGAACCAAUGUCCACUCUUUCUCAAGGCCUCACUGCACCACCACAUCUCCAUCGCUCAGACAGACGAGCUUGUCUCCAGCAAGACAUCCCAGAGGAACCCGCAUCCACUGGACUCCAAAACCACUUCAGAUGUGCUCAGGUUUGUGCUGGAGCAAUACAACGCCCUCUCCUGGUUAACCUGCAGCCCGGCCACCCAAGACCGCCGCUCCUGCCUCCCUGUGCACUUUGUCAUCCUCACACAGAUGUACAACGCCAUCCUCAACAUCUUAUAGGACUAGUGGAGCGAGGCCAGCACGGCUGGAAGCAGCUGCAUGCCUCUGAAACGGGUGCUUUGGGACCAGCGUUCUGAAAUGUAGCCACCGUUCGGGUUAUGAGUCGAGGUUGAAGGGGAAACUCUUUUGCUCUAGCACUGCCUUUCUAUACGGGCCGGAGUUCUGGAUUUCUGGGCUUUGAACUUUGAACCAACAAAGGCAGCUUGUGCUAUCCAUAGAGGCCAGUCAUCAUUUUUUUUUUCGGUGGAAGCAUGCAACCAUCUCAGAAGUAAGCAUAGUACAAUCACUACCCUUUAACUCUGAUGAGGUCAUACGGUGCAGCCUGGAGGAAAGGGUUCUGAAUCUUGCACUUUUUGGAUAGAAAAUUCAGCUUCAAAUGGCAGCCAUACUUUUGAAAAGUUAUUUUUUUUAUUUUUUUUUGUUCCUGCUCUUAUUUUUUCCCUCCAUGUAAGACCCAAGCAAUGUGGGCUAGCUGGAUUACUUAUUGAGUAAUAACACUAGGAUGGAAGCUGACAACAUCUCACAAGGCAUCCAGUUGCCAUCAGCUGGCCACAUCCCUGGACAGAUGUGCUCCACAGAAACGUCUGGAUCGACUGCUAGACCUGAUUCGAACGCUAAGGCUACGUUCACAUUAGAAAUUUUGGAGGUUUUGCCCAGAUUUGAUUCUUUCUUACUAGUUUUGAACACUACUCCGUUUUUGGCAAUUGUUCCUCCUUAUUGUUCAUCAAUCAAUUAUCAGAAUUAAAGUGCUGAAUCUAAAUCUGAUCAUUUUCAAUCAUGUCAAAUAUUACUUAUAAGAUAAUCAAGGACCAAAUAUGAAAGAGGAUCAGGUCUGAGCUGAAAAGAUCAGACUACUACAGUAUAUCCAGAAAAUUAUGGAGAAAAAAAAUGUCAGUGUGAACGUAGCCUAAGGUUCUCUCCCCAGCAGCGUUCAUUUUCCCCCACAAGAUUCACGGAACAUCACGCAUUGCUCAUUUCCUCUACGGCCUGAACCAAUAUGCAAAGAAACUCUCCAUCGCACUCCAAACUGCCCACAGUGUAAUCAGCCCAGAGGCUAAUGGACCAGCAAGAGAAGCCCAGCUAAACCUUCUACUUCUUUUGUUUUUUUAAUUAAACAUCGUUGUAAUCUAUUGUACAAAGCUCUUCUGAUGAUAUCUCUCUCAAUUCGUACUUUAAAAGCCGAACCCACGAGAGAGAGAGAGAACGCAACAAACUCGGUUUAAUAACGGCACUUUCUCCCUCGCGACCCUGUUGUAGAUAAACUCGCCAGCUAAUAUUUGACAAUGAAAUCUAAACUCUUGUUUAUAGUGUAGACUUUGCAGAGAAUUAUUUUUAUUAAUGCAAGCAAAAAAAAAGAAAUAAAUAAAUUGAGUAAUUUCCUUCUUCUUCUUUUUUUUUUUCUUUUCCAAAUUCGAAUCGAGAGCAUCGAGAUGGUAAUUUUAAAGACGAUUGUACAACAAAAUGUUAAAAUGCCAUAUUUAUAUAUUAUAUAUCCCAUUGUAUACAUUACAUUUAUAUCAAAUCUCUUUCUAGCUACCACAAAUGGGUAAUAUUGUGUAGGGAUUUACAUUAAAAAAAAACAAAACAAACAAACAAAAAAAAAUAAACAUGAGACGGAACAGUAUAAAGCGUUUAUGAAAUGAAUGCAUUGAGUUGCCUAUUUUUUAUUUACAUUCGUCUUUUUCCUUUUUGCCUUUUAAUUUAAUGCGUUAAGUUAAUAGCUAAACAAUGCAGAAAUGAUAUAUUUAUGAAGUGUUUUCUAUCACUGCAAAAUGAACUUGAACUAGGCAAUAGAUUGAAUUUCAGUGUAUAUGAACAUGAAACUUAUUGUACAUUUGAACUAAUAUGCAUUAUUUGUAAGGCAGUCUUUAAAGAUGUCAAAAUUUAACCGUCAGAAAAAGGCCUGUUUCUUAUUCAUGGUCACAAAAUGUUGCCCUGUAAUUUGUAUACUUCCUUGCAUGUUUGUAUAUACACUUUUUUAGCAGUGUUUUUUUUUUUUUUUUUUUUGUCCUUCCCAUAUUUUAUUUUAUUUUAUUUUAUUUUUUUGAAGCUGUACAUUUCAUGGCAUUAUUGAAUUUAUUUUUAUUUUAUUCUACAUGACUCCUAUGAAGUUUUUUUUUUUUUUUUUUUUUUUUUUUGGAGAUAUAAUUAUACAGUAUAGCCACCUCAUUCAAAUACAGCCAAGGGUGCAUUGCCAAGACUUAUGUAUACUUAAGGACAAAUACUUUUGGGGCAGGUUUGUUACACCUACCAUCAUUUUGAAUAUUGAACAGAUCUGUCUCUGGGAAAAAAAAAAAAAGGAUCUGUAACUUUUACACUUUUUUUAAAGUAAAUUAUUCAAAUCUGAA